This is a messenger RNA of Pogoniulus pusillus (Red-fronted tinkerbird), 2536 nucleotides long. RefSeq names its product secreted frizzled related protein 1 (gene SFRP1). The record is from RefSeq and is a predicted model, not a curated record. Lineage: Eukaryota; Metazoa; Chordata; Aves; Piciformes; Lybiidae. Gene Ontology annotation, molecular function: Wnt-protein binding. Gene Ontology annotation, biological process: canonical Wnt signaling pathway; non-canonical Wnt signaling pathway. The transcript is spliced from 3 exons. The coding region runs from base 56 to 991 and encodes 311 amino acids.
CCGGCGGGAGCCCGGCAGAGAGCGGCGUACGGCACCGUCGGGGCUACCGUCGGCGAUGGGCAGCGUGCAGGGGCUCCGCGGGGCCGCGCUGCGGGCACUGGUGUCGCUGGCCGCGGGGCUGCUGGCGUGCGGCGGGGCCAGCGAGUACGACUAUGUCAGCUACCAGUCCGACCUGGGCCCCUACCCCGGCGGGCGCUUCUACGCCAAACCCCACCAGUGCGUGGCCAUCCCCGCGGACCUGCGGCUCUGCCACAGCGUGGGCUAUGACAAGAUGGUGCUGCCCAACCUGCUGGACCACGAGACCAUGGCCGAGGUGAAGCACCAAGCGAGCAGCUGGGUGCCCCUGCUCAACAAGAACUGCCACAUGGGCACCCAGGUCUUCCUCUGCUCCCUCUUUGCCCCCGUCUGCCUGGACCGGCCAGUCUACCCGUGCCGCUGGCUCUGCGAGGCCGUGCGUGACUCCUGCGAGCCUGUCAUGCAGUUCUUUGGCUUCUUCUGGCCUGAGAUGCUCAAGUGCGAUCAGUUUCCCCAGGACGAUGUCUGCAUUGCCAUGACUGCUCCCAAUGCCACCGAUGUCUCCAGGCCCAAAGGAACCACCGUGUGCCCUCCUUGCGACAACGAGAUGAAGUCGGAGGCGAUCGUGGAGCAUCUCUGUGCCAGCGAGUUCGCCCUGAAGAUGACCAUAAAGGAAGUGAAGAAGGAGAACGGGGACAAGAUGAUCAUCCCGAGGAAGAGGAAGGCGCUGAAGCUGGGCCCCAUCCGCAAGAAGAACCUGAAGAAGCUGGUGCUGUUCCUGAAGAACGGCGCCGACUGUCCCUGCCACCAGCUGGACAACCUGGGCCACUACUUCCUCAUCAUGGGCCGCCAGGUGAAGACCCAGUACCUGCUGACAGCCAUCUACAAGUGGGACAAGAAGAACAAGGAGUUCAAGAAGUUCAUGAAGAAGAUGAAGUCUCCAGACUGCCCAACCUUCCCCUCCGUCUUCAAGUGAUGCGGUGGGCGGCGGGAGAGCUGCUGCCCGGACCUCGCACGGCCUGCCUCGGCAGCUCCAUCUCGCUCCUCUGCAGCAGGGAUGCUGGAGCCAAGCCCUCCUGCUCCUCCCUUGUGCUCCUCGGAGCUUCCCUUGCUGACCCCAGCCCUCCCACCUCCCUGCUGCUGGCAUUUGCCCGAUGGCCCUGGGUGAGCGUGUGCCACACUGGCACCAAGUGGUGGCUGAGGCCACACGCGAUUGACCCCAGCAGCACCCAGAGACCUGUGCCUGGGGGGGUGGCCAUUUCCAUAGCAGCUGUCAGGCAAAGAGGGCCAGCAGAGGGAUGUAAGUUAUGUCCAGAGGUGACUCGCUUGCAGAAAGGACUCUUGGCACCCUGUCACUCCUGUGUUCGUGGCUGUAGGAUCACCCUAAGUGAGUCCCUGCCUGGAGGCAGGCAGUUAGGAGAAGAUCCCAUCCUGGUGGGGAGGGUUAAUGAACACACAGUGGAGAAGCUGUUACGGCCUGGGACGGAGCCUCCUCAGAGCUCACUGCCCUCACUGUACAAAAAACUUCCUAGUCUAAACCUGCUUAGUUUAAGCCUUAACCCUGAGGUCCUUGUGAUACUUUGAUCACCUGGAUCAAGGAGCCCUCUCUUGCCAGUACCUCCUCUGAAGUGUCACUGGGAUGCCCACCCUGGUCUCUGUCAUGCCAAGCUGCCCUGGGCUGAGCCCUUUAAGCCUGGCAACAUCGUGCUUGUUUGCCAGCCUUCCAGUCCCAUAUGGCACUGCCCUGGUUGGUGGUGGCAGAGGGGGGGCUGCCUCCACACAUGCCCCAUCCUGCAGCCACGUCCCUCCUGCUCCCAUGGCAGCCUGUCCUGGCAGAGACCCGACCUUGCCUGGCACAUGGCAUGGGCAGGGCCACUGGUGCCCAGCCUUGUCCUUUGGCUUUAGCCAUGUGCCAACACCUGCUGCUCACAGGUAGCCUUGGACUCCCAGGUGGGGAGAGCUUGUGGCCAGCUACUCUGCUUGUCCCACUCCCUGCCUUCACCAGCGACGUUUCCAUGUCUCUUCAGGCUGCUGGCAAGGCCCCAGGCUGCAGAAGGUUGAGGAUGUGUCCCUGUGGAGCGCCACGGGGAGUGCUUCAUCUCCAUCUUUCCCUCCCUGCAGUCACUGUGGGAGCCAUCAGAUCCUAGGUUUUUGUCUGCUUGAUGUGUGACAGCUUGGCUUUGGCUUUGUGUGCCUCUGGCUUGUGGUUUGGUUCUUUCUCUCCUAAUCAAAAUGUCAUCUUCAUAUGAGGUCAGGGAGUCCAGGGAAGACAGAGACUGUUUGCAUCCAAAUUGUGACAUUUAUCGACCAAGCAGAAAUGCAUUUCUCUGUUAAUUGGACAAGUUCUGUGUUCCACAGACCCAUAUCACUCCACAUUAAUUAUACACUCCUGCUCCCAUUCAGUAUUCUCAUCACUCACGAGCAUGAUCUUGCAAUCUGAGCUAAUCCUGUUGUCUUGCAGCGAAGGGGAAUAACAAAUCCUCAUUUCUGGGGUUGGAACCAGCCCUGCUCAAAGCUGGAA